ACAGGCGGUAGUGCAGCAAAAUUUUUGUGGGAUGGAUUGCCUAAAGCUUGCACAGAUUGGUCAAAAUGGAGAAUUUUCUCCUGUGAUGAGAGACAUGUCCCAUUUGAUGACCCAGAAUGCUCUUACAGUAUUUAUAAAUCAAAUCUCUUCACAAGAGUCCCAUUAUCUGAGGAGCAUGUUUUCCCUCUUAAUCCUGAUCUUUUUGGUUAGUUUUUUAAUACAGUUUUCAAUAAUGGACAAAUAUUUAUCAUUUUGUUAUCAGCUUCAUACAAAACAAAUCUUAUUCAACUUAACAACAUUUGCUUGGAAUUAUUUCUUCCCUUUGGUGUUAUUCACCCAUUUGCAUACAACAAUGUGUACGUCACACCUUUUCUUGUACAAAGUAUCCAUAACUUGUACAUAUGACCCAUUUUUCCUUGUAGUGGAGAGUGCUGCAGAAGACUAUGUGAGAAAACUUGGAAUUGUGUUCACUGAUGGUCUGCAAAGAUUUGAGGUGUUAUUUCUGGGGAUGGGUCCUGAUAGACACACCUGUUCAUUGUUUCCUGGGCAUUUUCUCUUAAAGGUUUGUGUGUUUUGAGAUUUCAAUACAUAUUGCUUUUUAUGUUCAUCAUUCAUAACUCUUUCGCUCCCAUUUUUGUGAUUCCUGACAAAUUUUACAUAAGAACUGGGAGGGUGGGCAUUUUUUUUUGGGGGGGGGGGGGGGUUUGUUUUUUUUUUUUUUCCCUCAUUGUAAGGGAUAAAAAUGUUUUCGGUAUGUUUAUAAUGUAAUGUUUGUGACAAAGACUGCAGCGUUGAUAUUUUUUAUUCACCAGGAAACAAGUAAAAUUGCUGCCGCUAUCAGUGAUUCCCCCAAGCAGCCGCCAAAGCGUGUGACGCUGACAUUCCCAACAAUCAACAAUGCUGCGUGUGCUGUGUUUGCAUCAUGUGGCACCAGCAAGGUGGACAUUGUGCAG
This is a messenger RNA of Lymnaea stagnalis (great pond snail), 953 nucleotides long. The record is from the annotation of a GenBank genome assembly. Lineage: Eukaryota; Metazoa; Mollusca; Gastropoda; Lymnaeidae.